Molecule: messenger RNA, 949 nt
Organism: Racocetra fulgida
Lineage: Eukaryota; Fungi; Glomeromycota; Glomeromycetes; Diversisporales; Gigasporaceae
Source: the annotation of a GenBank genome assembly
GGGAUGAGAGGAGAAGGCAGAGAAACGGGUACAAUCUGGGAAUUCUAUAUUGGCCAUCAACGACAAAUAGUGAUAAACCAUGUAAAACAUCUUGAAAAAUUCAAUAAGGCAACUCCAAAAUUUUUUGAGCGAGUGGAAAAUCCUUCACUUGAAGAAUUGGGAGCUACAAAAGGAUUAUUGUUUAAUAGUGAUUAUACUUUAUGGCAUCGAAAUCGGAAAUUCGUAGUUCCUAUAUUUACGUCUCCAAAAUUCCUACGAGGAUUCGUCAUCAGCGUUCAAAAAUUAUUCAAAGAAUCUGAACAUAGAUGGAAUUCAAUUAUUAAAGAUGGUUUAGUUCUGGAUUUUAGUUUAUGGAUAAAAUGCUUUACUACAGACAUGAUGAUUCAUCAAAUCACAAAACAACAUUCGCAUAGUUUGGCAUCAUUUGACACAAAUAAAGAAAUAGUUGAUGUUAAAUGUAUGACUGAUACUGCAAUCAAUAUUAUCGAGAAAAGGAAAAAAGAACUUGAUAAUGGUGUAGAAAUAGAAUCGGAUCUUUUAGAUCAUCUAUUGACAUCUCAUACACCAAGGGAUCCUGGAUACAAAAAAGAUGAUAAAACAGCUCCAUUGAAUACUCAUGAAGUUAAAGCUAUUUUAUGGGACAUUCUUUUGGCUGGUAUUGAUACGGUAAACUUUCAACAAUCUUCUUUUUAUAUUUUUGGAUCUGAUCCAAACAUUGAAUUCACUCUUGAAAAACUCGAAGAAUGUCGUUAUAUUGAUGCAUUGAUUAAAGAAUCAUUGCGUCAUGUUACACCAAUUCCAUACUCAUUGAAAGUUUUGAAUGGUGAAGAAAAUGUUGCUGGGUAUAAUUGGCCAAGUAAAACUAUUUUUUGGAUUGAUCAACAAACUAUUUUAAAUAAUCCUGAUUACUGGUCCGAUCCUGAUUCUUUUAAUCCUGAUAGAUUUUUAA